Meriones unguiculatus (Mongolian gerbil) is the source of this 783-nucleotide messenger RNA. RefSeq names its product CDC28 protein kinase regulatory subunit 1B (gene Cks1b). The transcript has 3 exons. The record is from RefSeq and is a predicted model, not a curated record. Bases 100 to 339 code for a protein of 79 amino acids. Lineage: Eukaryota; Metazoa; Chordata; Mammalia; Rodentia; Muridae. Gene Ontology annotation, cellular component: cyclin-dependent protein kinase holoenzyme complex; SCF ubiquitin ligase complex. Gene Ontology annotation, molecular function: ubiquitin binding; histone binding; cyclin-dependent protein serine/threonine kinase activator activity. Gene Ontology annotation, biological process: regulation of mitotic cell cycle.
UGUGUUUGAAAGCGAGGCCAAAGAGGGUGGGAGCGCGUGCUGCUGGGAGUUGUCUGGAGGCCAGCGGCGCGGGGCUGAGCGCCCUCGGGCAGAGCCGUUAUGUCGCACAAACAAAUUUACUAUUCGGACAAAUACGACGACGAGGAGUUCGAGUACCGGCAUGUCAUGUUGCCCAAGGACAUAGCCAAGCUGGUCCCUAAAACCCAUUUGAUGUCUGAAUCCGAGUGGAGGAACCUUGGUGUGCAGCAGAGUCAGGGAUGGGUCCAUUACAUGAUCCAUGAACCAGAGCCUCACAUCUUACUGUUCCGGCGGCCACUACCCAAGAAGCCAAAGAAAUGAAGCUGGCGAACCAACUUUCAGUCUCAAGCUUUACACAGCUGUCCUUACUUCCUACCAUCUUUCUGAUAGCCUGAUUGUGUUGCUUUCUUAUUUUCCACUUAGAUAUUUAAAGGAUGUUCAUUCGAUACACUGUUUGAAUGUGCUGUACCUGCAUUGCUUCUUGAGUUGAGCCACCAAUGCCACAGCCUUGUCAGAUGAGUGUGACCUCAAGCCCUAGUGUGCUCUGUAUCAGCACGCCAUAAUCGCCAUCUCUCAGAAGCAUGUGAAAUCAGAUCAUGGGUCUUACAGAGAUGGUGUGAAUUUGCUGUUGUGGUUUUCACUAUUGGGUAUUGUAUUUAUGGUGACUUAGGGAUUUAUGUCUCAAUGUAUUGGAAACUUUCCAUUUUAUCUGACAGAUCUCUUCCAUGUUAUAAGCCUUGAUUAAAGGAAGUUUUUAUAAUCUAA